Rubroshorea leprosula is the source of this 1464-nucleotide messenger RNA. NCBI's taxonomy places the organism in Eukaryota, Viridiplantae, Streptophyta, Magnoliopsida, Malvales, Dipterocarpaceae. The record is from the annotation of a GenBank genome assembly.
CUGAUUUUUUGAUCUCCCCUUCACAACCACCCACUCUUCUUCCUUCCCAAACUCGAUGGACUUCGCCGCCGACUACCAUGCCCCUUUUUCUUCUUCUUCUUCCUUUUCUUCUUCUUCCUCUUUUUCAUCGUUGUCUUCUUGGUCGGCCGACACGAAUCCAGACGGCACCGACACCCCGCGAGGGGCCACGUCGGCAGUCCAUCGGGCCCUGCAGCUAAUUCAAUCGGACGACCCUGAUUCCAAGCUUCAAGCCGCCAAGGAUAUCCGUCGCCUCACCAAAACCUCGCAGAGGUGUCGGCGGAUGCUGGCCAACGCCAUCAAGCCGCUCGUUUCGAUGCUCCAACCUGACUCGCCCGGGUCGCAUCACGAGUCUGCUCUCCUCGCGCACCUCAAUCUCGCCGUUAAAGACGAAAAGAAUAAGAUCAGCAUUGUGGAAGCAGGUGCCUUAGAACCAGUUAUUAGCUUCCUUCAGAUGGAGAGCUUAAACCUGCAAGAGUAUGCGACGGCAUCUUUGCUGACUUUGUCAGCUUCUGCUAGCAACAAGCCAAUUAUAGGUACUUCUGGAGCCAUCCCUCUUCUUGUGGAUAUUGUUAGAUGUGGGAGUACUCAAGCCAAGGCUGAUGCAAUACUGGCUCUUUCAAAUCUCUCAACACACCCAAAUAAUCUUAACAUCAUUCUUGAGACAAACCCAAUCCCUUCUAUAAUUGAUUUAUUGAAAACAUGUAAAAAAUCUUGAAAAACAGCUGAAAAAUGCUGUUCCCUGAUAGAAUCUUUAGUGGGCUUUGCUGAGGGAAGAAUUGCAUUGACAUCUGAAGAAGGUGGAGUGCUUGCAGUAGUUGAAGUGCUCGAGAAUGGCUCUCUCCAAAGUAGGGAGCAUGCAGUUGGGGCACUUCUGACAAUGUGCCAGAGUGACCGAUGUAAAUACAGAGAACCAAUUCUAAGAGAAGGGGUAAUUCCCGGACUGCUUGAGCUAACAGUUCAAGGAACACCCAAGUCCCAGUCAAAAGCACAAACUCUCUUGCGGUUAUUGAGGGAAACUCCAUAUCCAAGAUCUGAGCUCCAACCUGACACCCUUGAGAAUAUAGUCUGCAACAUAAUCUCUCAGAUUGAUGGAGAUGAUCAAUCCAAUAAAGCAAAGAAGAUGCUGGCCGAGAUGGUACAGGUUAGCAUGGAACAAAGCUUGAGACAUUUACAGCAAAGAGCUCUGGUAUGCACUCCAUCUGAUUUGCCUGUUACUAGUUGUGCUUCUGAAGUUUCUUCGAAAUGAUCGUUUCCUUCUACACUCUGGCUGCCCUUUCACAAAUAUUUUCCUUUUUUUUUUUUUGGGUGCAUGUGACGUAAACCUUGCUGUUGUACAAAAAAUAUGCAAUAAUCUAUAGUGAAGAAUGCCAGUCCAGGCCGUUGUGGUGGGUUCGUGUGACUGGUAGAGUGUCAAUAAACUGGAAAUGAAAAGCAUAAUUUUGU